Sorghum bicolor (sorghum) is the source of this 555-nucleotide messenger RNA. RefSeq names its product putative RING-H2 finger protein ATL69. The transcript has a single exon. Gene Ontology annotation, molecular function: ubiquitin protein ligase activity. Lineage: Eukaryota; Viridiplantae; Streptophyta; Magnoliopsida; Poales; Poaceae. Gene Ontology annotation, biological process: protein ubiquitination. The coding region runs from base 1 to 555 and encodes 184 amino acids. The record is from RefSeq and is a predicted model, not a curated record.
AUGGCAGCCGACCUCAGCUAUUGGAUGGCCAUCGCCGGCCGCACCGUGCUCGUCUUCUUGUUUGUCGUUGUCGCCGUGGUCGUGUGCGUCGUCUUCAUUUUCGUGUGCACCAUCGAGGUCAAGGCAUGGUGGCAAUCGCCACGGAUGCGCCUCUUCAGGCUCGGCGGCGUCACCACCCUGAGGCGGAAGCUGAACUACCCCUGCACCCUGUGCCAAGACAGCAUGGAGGCCGGCGACAAGGUCCGCACACUCUCGUGCGACCACGCGUUUCACUGCGGUGGCAGCGUCAAGUGCGAGAAGGACAUCGACAAAUGGCUUCAAACUGGGCUGACAACGUCCUGCCCAAUAUGCCGCCAGAUUCCCUAUCCCGUGCGGCCGUGGAAGCGGCCACCGCCAUCGUCGCCAGGACCUUCACCCGAAGUGUCGGCGCCAGCGCUACCGCAGUUACCGUGGAUGUCGUCGACGCCGGAUUUGGAGGCGCUGCUGCCUCCGGCGCACGACGAGACACUACCAGAGGCGUCGUCAUCAGCAUCGGCACCACCACUAGAAGCCUAG